This is a messenger RNA of Bursaphelenchus okinawaensis, 3401 nucleotides long. NCBI's taxonomy places the organism in Eukaryota, Metazoa, Nematoda, Chromadorea, Rhabditida, Aphelenchoididae. The record is from the annotation of a GenBank genome assembly.
AUGGACUUUUUACGCGGCAUAAUUGGCACACCGGUAAAUCAUUCGAUCAUUGUACCGACGGCAGUUGAGUGGUUUGCAGGUGGGUUUACUGUAACUUUUAAAAUUAAAAUUGAAAAAAAUUAGUAACGUUUAAAAAUUUUUUAAAGAGUUUGUUUUUUGUUUGUAAUCAAAAUUAAUAUUUAAAACGAAUAUUUUGGGUAUCACCACGAAAACAUGCGAAUGUGUAAAUUUGUUGAAAUUUUGUAGUACUGUGACUUUAAACAGUAUAACUAGCUAUUUUAAUAUUAUUUUUUCUAUUUUAAACUCGGUUUGACUAAAAAACGUGAUUGUUGAGGGUCCCACAACGAAUACCUAAAAAUGCUUGAAAUUAUUUUUGUUUUGACAAAAAUUUAGUUUACAUAAUUUUAUAAAGGUAUUCUGACGUUUUAGUUUGCUUUGUUAAAUUAUUUGAUUAAAAAAUGGUAGAUUUUGGGUCCCAGCACGAAAGCUUGACAGUACGCAAAUUUAUAAAAAUCUUGAUGUAUUGUGACUAGAAAUAGUAUAAAAAACUAUUUUUAAGUUAUGUUGACGAUUUAACAAAGUUUUUAGAUUAAUAAUACUAGAUUUCGGGUUUCACCACAAAAACUUGAAAUUUAGAAUUUUGGGUCUUGAAGAACAAAUAUAUAGUGUAACAUAGAUUAAUAUAGUAAAAUACGAUUGUCUUGGGGUUUUUUUAAAAAUUACUUUUUUAGAAAUGCCAAAAAGUUACAUGAUGAUGAUAUCAAUGGGUAUAUGUUUCUCCAUAAUCUCUAUGUUACUCGGCGUUGUGCAUUUGUUUUACGUUUUAAAAUAUAUUAGUAACGAGCAAAUCCAAACGGAUUUAUAUUGGAUAAUAUUCAUGUGUCCAGUAGUGUCGUUAUGUGGUUCUAUUGGAAUGGUACUACCCCGGUCGGCAGUGUUUUUAUAUGCUGUGGCAUUGGUGUAAGUAUAAUAUCUUAUUGUAGUUUUGAAGAGGGGACGAUAGAGUAGUAGUGGUGUCAUAGUAGGGUGGGUAGGGUAGUUCUACUGUAAGUUCCUUUCAUAAUAAAUUUUUUUAGUUAUUUCAUGUUAUGCAUAUUCGUCAUGGUAACACUGAUGACCACCCUACAUGGCAGUCGCCAAGCAAUGUGUGAAAAGCUUCUAGAACGUAAUCUCAAGAUCAGUGUCCGAGUAUUUCCACUUGGUUGUUGUCUAUUUUGCUUUCCAAAAAUCGACCCAACGGACAAAAAUUUUCGAAAAAUUGAAAGUUUGGUGUUCCAAUCGCCGUUGGUUCGUAUCUUUCUAGAGAUAAUGAACAUUAUGGUAUUCUUCGAGAUCAAUGAUAGAACACAUUUGUUCUUCCAAAUUUCAAAUUUAAUUGGAAUGUGCUCGCUGUUCGUUGGGUCUUACGGUAGCUACAUGAUUAUUCCUGCUGGCAGUGUAAGUUUGUCUUUUUUAUAAAAGCUGUUUCGAAAUACUUAUUUUACUGAUAUUUAUUCUUUUUUUAUAUUUUUGUUUAUAUUUACAAAAAAAUACAAAAGAAAUUUUAAUUUUGGGUCCCACCACGAAAACCUGAAAAUUGGUAAAUUUGAGCUAUUGUAACAAAUUUAGUUUAAAAAUGUUAAAAUAAGACUUUUUAAGCAUUUUUUAGCAUUCUCUCUAUAUGAAAUGUCAUUUUAAUAGUAUUUCUAUGAUCUCACUGACAAGGAAAGGUCCCCACCGCGCAUUGGACUGGUGAAAAACUGGUACAUACAAGUUGUAGAGCAUGGUCAAAUUAGCCGAAAACCGAAAAAAAAUUUACCCCUUGUGGGGGUUUUUUAAAAGGUUUUCUUACGUCAAAGUUUAAAAAUAUUAAUUGCGCUCGCGCUAGACUCGAAAAAGAAGAGGUGAGUGCCGUGCUGCAAUAGCGCAGUGGUUGCGCUCGCUUACGCUCCGAGCCUGUUGGUUCAGGUCCCGUCGGGGGCAAACCCCUUUUGCGCCCAGACUAACAUUUGUAAAAAUUAAAUAAUUAUUUUUUUUUUGUCAAAUUUUACAUAUUCACCAUCCUCGAUGUUAUUAUAGCCACCGGGCUCUUCGAAUUCUCCGCCAAAUCCCAAUGUUUCGCUACAAAAGCAAUCAAAAUCGUCAUCCAAGUUGGCCAUUUCCAUUAAACAUCUUGUAAUUUCACCAAAGACCUAAAAAGUAACAAAACAUAACUGUAAAAACUUACUUUCUUGUGUUUUCGAGUCGGAAUGAAGGCCUCCGCAUCACCAAAGCUUAUUCUCAGCAUUGAUAUCACUUCAGAAUAAAACUUCUCCAUUAUUACAAACAAAAACAAUAUAAAAGUACUAUUUAAAUAAUUAUAGAACAAACAGAUCGCAAAAAAAAACAAAAUUUGACAAAAAAAAUAAUUUUCUUAUUUUUAAUAAUGUUAAUCCAGGCACAAAAGAGAUCAUCUCCGGCGGGACCCGAACCGACGGGCUUUGAGCGUUAAACGAGAGCGCAACCACUGCGCUAUUGCAGCACGGCACUCACCUCUUCUUUUUCGAGUCUAGCGCGAGCGCAAUUAAUAUUUUUAAACUUUGACGUAAGAAAACCUUUUAAAAAACCCCCACAAGGGGUAAAUUUUUUUUCGGUUUUUGACUAAUUUGACAAUGCUCUACAACUUGUAUGUACCAGUUUUUCACCAGUGAAUGCGCGGUGGGGACCUUUCCUUGUGAGUCCCACCACGAAAAUCUGUAUUAACCCAAUAUCCAUUUCAGAAACUUCUAAAAGCCUACCGAUUCCAAUUGAUGUUUAGAAUGGUGGAUCUCAGCCAAUUGGCGUAUUCUGUUCAAAAAUUUUUCUUUGAUUUCUUGGCCGCUGUGGGUAUCAUCACCAACUCGAAUAUACUACCUGAUACUGCUGUUGGGCAAUGUAAGUACUGUAUUAUAUUUAAUAAUUCAUAAGAGACGCAUGCGUAUUUUACAACUUCUUUUGAAUAAUUUUUUGUUAUAUCAAAAGUUAUUGGAAGAAAGACGAAAUGUCACAAUAAUUAUUGGAAUUCAAAAAAGCCUCAAGCUGCGAUAAAACUCCAAAAGCAAACUUAAAUUUUAACUUUUGUAUUAAUUUUUUUAGUUUACACCUCCUUCCUCCUCACAAUCGAAAUGUUGUUCAUCUCCAUCAUGGCGACCAUUGUGUUUCGACCGUCUCAGACCAUCUUUUUCGACAAAUAUAAACAUCCAUUGGAUCGGAUGGAAGAUGACAUGAGACGUCAUCAAUGUUCGUAUGUUUCAGUACCUAGUUUGGGCUUGGAGGACCCGAAAUUCCACCGCAAUAAUAAUUUUAAGCGACCGGAAACUCAAUCGACUUGUAGUUAUGAGAGUGAAAAAGAUGACAUGGAUAGUAUGAAACGGGUGGAUGCUGUUUAUAGAGGGUACUUUUAA